AGCAGCGCCGCCGAGCGCACCCGUGGUCCCGUGGUAAACUCGCGCCCUCGCGCGUCCGCCAUCUUGUUUUUUUUGUUUCCUUUUCUAUUUUCGUCAAGUAAGCAGUCACCAGCGGCGAACACGGGACGCAUUCAGUCGCCGGAGUCGGGAGGCACGUACGGCGACGUCGAGCCGCGCUCUUUCUCUCCGGGAUACACGAACGAAAACGGAUAACCGCGGAGCACGGAUGAUAAGCCGGACGACGCUGUCACCACCAGCACCACCCGUGCGUGCCGCCCGUGUCUACGAUCACCACACCGCGCGGUGCCGACCGUGUGAUGAACUCGACUCUGGACGUGCUUCGCCCAUCGCCGUUUCCCCUGGCUUUCCCGUCGACGAGGAUGACGUCGUUCUGACAGAUAGAGUCCGGCGGCAGCGCGGCCCAGGGCCAUGAAUCCCGCCGGGCCCCGGCCCCCGGACGAGCAGGGCCCCAGCGGCCCGGCCAACGGUGACCUGCUGCACGCGUACGAGCCGCCCCAGCCGACGCCUCCACCGCCGGAGGAACCCGCAGCGGACAUGCCGUCGGCGCCGCUGCCUCCGCCCCCGCUCCCUCCGCCGCCCCCGUCCGAGGGACCCGAGUCCAGCCUGCUCCAGGGCUCGCUACUCGAGAACCCUCGGCCGCCGGCGCCCUUCGACGGCGCCCCGGAGGACCCGCAGAACAGGAAGGGCUCGGCCGACUCCUCGCAAGUCGUCGUCCGCAAAUGCCGGAGACACGCCAAAUCAAACACCUGCAACAUGGUGAGCGCCCUCUACGGCAAGAUGGUGGUCGUCACCACGGCGGUCCUGGUGCUCACCGAGGUCAUGGACAACGCCGUUCCUCUCCUCCACUUCCACGGCUACCUGUACGCUUAUCUGCUCGGCGGCUCCGUCGUCUGCCUGCUGGGCGUCUACAUCAGCAUGCUGGUGGACAGGUGUCCCGCGCUCUCGGGGGAGUCACCGCGGCAGAACAGCCAAGACGCCGAAAUGGCCGUUCGAAACCGGAGGGUCAUGCUCAACUGUUCGGACGUCAGCGUCUACCUGCGCAUCGGCGUCCUGGUGUUUGGACUGGGCAUGCUGAUUUCGUGCGGCCUGGAGAUCGCCACCAUCUUCACGAUUCCCAAGCCGUGCACGGACCCAGUGAACCUCGCCAUGCCCGUGCUUCAGGCGCUCUUCGCCUUCCUCCAGAUGCACUUUCUCUUCAUGAACUCACAGCGAGUGGCGAGGUCCCUGGGAUGCCUGCGGCAUCCGGUGCUCAUGCACCUGGUCGCCACCAACGUUGCUGUCUGGCUCAAGCUCCUCCUCUGGGAGACCUCGAGCGAGUGGCUCCGGCAGAAUCACGUGGUACAAGCCGGCCAGACCAUCUGGCCCCCGAAAGGCUUCAACUUCACCACUCACGUCAUCGACGACAAGGGAGAGCAUAAGGUCUUCUUUACGUCGGACUGCCUGUGGCGACCACAAGAGAACAUGCCCAUGGAACGCAUGCUGACAUUGCAGCGAUGCCUGCACAACUCCACCAUCGGUGCCAUCUGGAAAAAGGCUGCACCCUUCCUAUCUCCCUUCAUCGUCCAGUACUGUGUCGUUGGCGCCGUUGUCAUCUACACUCUUUGGGACAACUUCUCCUACUGCACCAAGGGCAACAGCAGCAGCGGCGGCAGCACCAAGGACCAGAAGCGCCAUUCCUCUUCCAAUGGCCGCACUGAGGCCGAUUCCGGAAGCGGAAGCUUCCGGUUCCUAGACUGCCAGAGCUCCAGCAAGGGCCUGUUCCUUGGUCUCCUGGUCCUGGUGGCCGGAAUCAUCGUCCUCAUCCUCUUCUUUGUGCUCAGCAACGAAAACAUGGAAGCCGAGACACUGUCCGCAGUCACCACACUCCACUGUGCGGUGCAGGGACUCUCUCUCCUGGCCGCAGCCGUCGGACUCUGCAGAGUUGGGGGAAUGCACCACAGACGCCGCAGGAUGACUCAGCUCAACUCCACCCUCCAAGCGAUCGGAAUCCUGGCAGUCUACAUGUACGGCGUCUUCGGCGUCGUGGUCGGAGCAUCCAAGAUCGGGGACGGAGCGGAGCACGUCCUCCUGCUCCUCGACGGUGCCUUCAUGGUCAUCUUCGCCAGCCUCCAGUCCCUGUUCGUGCAACGAGUCGCGGCCAGCGUCGUGUCCAAGAAGCACGGCGGCCACAAGCCGGGUCUUCAGGUCGUCACGUUCCUCAUGUUCAGCAACCUGGUCUUGUGGCUUCUGGAGACCUUCACCAAUCAGAACCACAUUGUGAGUCAGCAGCAGCUGGCCAUGUACGGAGCAGUGUCCUGGGGCAUCAUCUCCAGAGUGGCGCUUCCGCUUGUCAUCUUCUACAGGUUCCACUCCUGUGUGUUCCUCGUUGAGGCAUGGCGCCAGUCGACCGAUUCACACAGGGACUAAGUGCCUUCGAGGGACAAUGCUCCGACGGGCAGAAGCUGCAACAACUUCGGCGUCGCGACAGGCCGUGUUUCAAAUCCGAGGUGUCGUGAGUGUCAGCUCCAAGAUGAUGUUAGUAGAAGACCAGACAACAGUUGCUUUCUGGUCUCAUCAACAAUGAGUGUCCCCGGACUUUCAAAAAAAAGGGGAGCACCGAACGAAAAGAGAAAGUCUGGAUGCACGCAAAUGGCGGUAACCACUGAACUUUCGCUGUUUUCACCCACUCCUUUUAUACUCGGCACACUAUUUAAUUUGUAUCCGUUUCACCACGCGAGUUUCUAAACAGUGCAGUUUGCCAUAAAAAGCUUUAACAAUACAAAGUCUAAACCGCCAUACUUUAGAAAGCUCCUUUAAUCUGCCGCAUCGCAGGUGCCGGACACAGUUACAAUAAAUGGUACAACAGCGCAAGAAUGGCGUCGA
Ixodes scapularis (black-legged tick) is the source of this 2883-nucleotide messenger RNA. RefSeq names its product proton channel OtopLc. Gene Ontology annotation, molecular function: proton channel activity. The transcript has 7 exons. Bases 430 to 2427 code for a protein of 665 amino acids. The record is from RefSeq and is a predicted model, not a curated record. Gene Ontology annotation, cellular component: membrane. Lineage: Eukaryota; Metazoa; Arthropoda; Arachnida; Ixodida; Ixodidae. Gene Ontology annotation, biological process: proton transmembrane transport.